Molecule: messenger RNA, 3124 nt
Organism: Dunckerocampus dactyliophorus (ringed pipefish)
Lineage: Eukaryota; Metazoa; Chordata; Actinopteri; Syngnathiformes; Syngnathidae
Gene: fdxr
Product: ferredoxin reductase
Exons: 12
Coding region: 1569-2894 (441 amino acids)
Biological process (GO): ubiquinone biosynthetic process
Cellular component (GO): mitochondrion
Source: RefSeq, a predicted model, not a curated record
ACAUUAUGGACAUGGAGAAGAAGUCGCUGGAUAAGCCGAAAUGACGCUUCAGCUGCGUUUGGAGAGGCAGCUUUUUCUUCUUGCAGACCAAAGGUGUGUAUUGUUGGUAGUGGGCCAGCAGGUUUCUACACAGCACAGCACUUGAUCAAGAAAACCGAUCUCAUCCACCCUAAGUCAGUGUAUCAUUUCUAAUUAUGUAAUAAUAAAGCAUGGGUGUUCUAUUAUGUCCAGCGAGGGCCACAUGUACUGAAAAAUGAACGGAUGCAAGGGCCACUUUGAUAUUUUGUUAACCAACACAUGUAGAUAUGCUAAGAAGUUAUUUCAAGAAAAAACUGCAUAUAAGCUUUAUGAGAGGGGUGGGCAAACUACGGCCCGGGGGCCACAUCUGGCCCGCUAAGCGUUUCAAUCCGGCCCUCCAGUUGCUUCCAAAGUAUUUAAUUUACACUUUUAACAUACAAGCUGGCAACAUGACUUGCUAGUAGUCAGAGUCAGUCAAUCUGAGACAACCUUUUGAUGGUUUAAGUAGCUUUUCACAUGCAACUAUCCAACUACCUCAACCACGGUGCCAAACAAACGCAAGUCAACAAAUAUGUUACACACAACUUCACCAACCCACUGCACUGUCUGGGAAGUAAAAAAAGGAGGGACAUACUCAUACUCUUUAAUAGUCAAUGUUUUAUUGUUCAUAUUGUAUAUCACACAUCCUUUUAUUCAUGUAAAUUCCGGCUGUCUUAUUCAGUAAAAAGAACUGUAAGAUUAAAUGUUGUUAUUUGAUGUGGUCUGAUGUUUAUAUUGCUCCUGAAAAAAGGGACACAAGCACAUAUAACAGAUUGUAUGACCUUUUUACAGAUAAAACAAGACAAAUAAUUCCAGGUGGACUGUUGGAAUUAUAAUCUUAAACUAGUAUGUGUGUAUCAAAUGUAUAGCCUGACACCUCCCAACCAAUUUGGUUAACUCAAUGCGAGUCAAAAAGUUUGCCCACCCCUGCUUUAUGGUGUAGGUGAAAAAGCCUAUUAUUAAUAUGAACUCCCAUUUUUGCUGUUGUUUUUUUCUUUUUCAUUUUCAAAUAUUUCAACUGACUUCUUAACUAUCCAUCUAUUUUCAAUGCCGCUUAACCAAAAUAGGGUCGUGGGGGUAUGCUGGAGCCUAUCCCAGCUGACUUCAGGCAAGAGGCAGGGUACACACUGGACUGGACUUCUUAACUAACCUUUGUACAUUUUCUUUUAGUAACAUUAUGACUUCCGUAUUAUUUUUUUAUUAUAACUUUUUCCUCAACCUAACUUUCCAAAAUUUGGACCUUUCUUUCUCUUUAGAGUAUGACUUUUUUCUCUUAAUAUUUUGACUUCAUUCUCAUAAAAUUACAGCUGUUUUUUUUUUCAAUUUCUGCAGUUUUUUCAAAAUAUUUCAAAUUCCUGUAAAAUUUCUUCUUGUAAUAUUUUUCCCCCCAUAUUAUCCAUCAUCUCCGGUUUUUCGUUAUUGGCGGGGGUCUCAGAAUGUAAACCCUGUGAAGAGCCGAGGCCCUUCAAUGUGUUUAAAUUUGAUUUUAAGGAAUUGAAUGACUUUAAUGCAUGUUUUCAUCAUCCUAUCAGGCCCGUCAAGAUGUGGAGGUGGAUAUUUAUGAAAGACUACCUGUCCCCUUUGGCCUGGUCAGGUUUGGGGUUGCUCCUGAUCAUCCUGAAGUGAAGAACGUCAUCAACACUUUCACGCAGACAGCCAAACAUGCUCGCUGUAGUUUCUACGGCAACGUGAACAUUGGGAAGGAUGUAAGCAUUCAAGAGCUGCAACAAGCCUACCAUGCAGUUAUAUUGAGUUAUGGUGCAGAGGGAAACAGGAGUAUGGGGAUACCCGGAGAAGACUUGGCCGGUGUGUACUCUGCAAAAGACUUCGUGGGCUGGUACAAUGGACUGCCAAGCUGUCGAGAGCUGAGUCCAGACCUGAGUUGUGAAACAGCAGUUGUCCUGGGUCAAGGCAACGUGGCUUUGGACGUAGCAAGAAUAUUACUGUCACCCGCAGAUAUUUUAAAGAAGACUGACAUCACCCAGCCAGCCCUUGAAGCUCUGAUGGAGAGCCAGGUUCGCAGGGUGCUAAUUGUCGGCCGAAGAGGACCCAUGCAGGUCGCAUGCACAAUCAAGGAGCUUCGAGAAAUGGUCAACCUACCCGGGACCAGACCUGAGAUGCUGCCAGCUGAUUUUGAUGGUGUACGUGAGGCUGUUCAAGAUUUACCAAGACCAAGAAAGCGUCUGACAGAGUUGAUGUUGAAGGUAGCCCUCCAGCUUCCAGCAGAAAAGGAGCAGGAAAGAGGAAACGUAACAUCACGCAGUUGGGGACUUAGAUUCUUCCGGAGCCCAGUCCAGGUCCUUCCAAGUCCUGAUGGCACAAGGACGGCUGGCAUCCGACUGGCAGUCAACAAACUGGAGGGUUCAGGUGAGGCAGCGCGUGCAGUGCUAACUAACGAGGUGGAGGACGUGACCUGUGGCCUUGUCAUCAGCAGCAUUGGCUACAAGAGCCUGCUCAUAGACCCAUCAGUACCGUUUGACUCUCACAGAGCUAUAGUCCCGAACCAAAUGGGCCGUGUUCAACAAGCUGCAGGUCUUUACUGCAGUGGCUGGCUUAAAACAGGCCCAACUGGCGUGAUAGCCACCACUAUGAACAAUAGUUUUGACACUGCACGAUCCUUAAUGGAAGACAUGGACUCGGGAAAAUUGGAUGUAUCUGCUGCCAAGUCUGGUGCACAAAAUAUCAGAUAUCUGCUUGAAAAGAGAGAAGUCAAGCCUGUGACCUUUUCGGACUGGGAGAAGAUUGACAGUGUGGAGACGAGGCGGGGUGAGUCCACAGGAAAACCCAGAGAAAAACUGCUGACGGUGGAAGAAAUGUUGCAGGUGGCGUGGACAUGAUCAUCAUGGGGUGAUUACACAGUAAAACUGUUGUGUCCAGUGUAGAACAUUUUUUAAGGCAGGGAGAGGUGACUUGACCCAUCAAGCACAGAAAAUUAUGUGUCAAUAUCAUGUAUCAAGUGUAUAUUUUACAUCUGUUUUUCCUCUAAUGUAUUUGAAAUAAAAUUACUGUGGUCUUUGUAUUGGUUUGAUGUCUAGGUGGAAUAUAAUUAAUAAAACCUCAUUGUAUU